Messenger RNA from Theobroma cacao (cacao), 1122 nucleotides. NCBI's taxonomy places the organism in Eukaryota, Viridiplantae, Streptophyta, Magnoliopsida, Malvales, Malvaceae. The record is from RefSeq and is a predicted model, not a curated record.
GUGUGAUGGAAGCAAAAGAGGAGGUAGGAACAAUGGAAGCUAGUGCCGAAGCAAGUUAGAUUCUCAUCUUUGGUGGAACUGGAUACAUAGGAAAAUAUAUGGUCAAGGCAAGCAUCAAGUAUGGACAUCAAACUUUCGUUGACACCCGUCCUAUCACCCCUCAAUCCAAUCCAGACAAGGUAAACCUGCACAAGGAGUUCGAAUCCAUUGGCGUUACCAUCAUCCAGGGAGAGUUGGACGAACAUGAUAAGAUCGUGGAUGCAGUUCGUCGAGUAGAUGUGGUUAUCUCAGCGUUACCAUUCCCCCAGGUUCCUGAUCAGGUUAACAUAAUUGAAGCCAUUAAAGGUGGCAACAUAAAGAGGUUCCUUCCGUCGGAGUUCGGGGUUGAAGAGGACAGAGUGACUACUCUCCCUCCUUUCGAAGCUUGUUUAGACAAAAAGCGAAAGAUCAGAAGGGUAGUGGAAGCAGCUGGGAUCCCUUACACCUAUGUAUCUGCAAAUUGUUUUGCUGCAUACUUUGUGAAUUACUUGCUUCGUCCACAUGAAGAGCAUGAGGAUGUAGUUGUCUAUGGAUCCGGGAAAGCCAAGGCACUGUUGAACUAUGAAGAAGAUGUGGCGGAGUACACAUUCAAAGUAGCAAAUGACCCAAGAACAUGCAACCGAAUAGUAAUCUAUCAGAUGCCCAAAAAUAUAGUGUCCCAGCUUGAAUUGAUUGCUUUGUGGGAGAAGAAAACAGGUAGGAGUUUCAAGAGGAUUCAUGUACAUGAGGAAGAACUGGUGAAACUCUCAGAGACCUUACCAUUUCCAGAUAAUAUACCAGUGUCCAUCCUUCACUCCUUAUUUGUAAAGGGUGAUCUUCUCAACUAUGAGCUUGGGGAGAAUGAUCUUGAGGCUUCCAGCCUAUAUCCUGAUCAUGAGUACACCACCAUUGAUCAACUUCUUGAUGUUUUUCUCGUUGAUCCCCCGAAACCUGCUUUUGCUGCAUUUUGAAUGGGACUUUGAAUCAGAAAACGGAGCAAUUAGUAUUAUCAGAAAACGGAGUAAGAAAAAGGAUUUUAUUUUAUCUAGAAAAAGGCAGCAAUAAAAUGGUCUACGGUUCUGAAUAAAAAUCUUCUGUUCUCAA